GCAUGCGCUCUCAGCUGCACGCCCGUAGUCGCGCUGUCCCUUUACCGCAAUUUUUCUGGGAGCGGUUGAGCUGCCCCCGCGGUCCGAGAUGUCCGAACUGCCCGCCGACAACAAUAUCCGGCAGACGGACGCGGCGAAUGGCCACCGCGACGUCCGGCAGGCGGAGGUAGGCGGCGGGAGGCGGGAGCCGGCCCCGGCGCGGCCUGCCGAACCCGGAGAAGGUCCGGUGGCGGCGGCGGCGGCGGCCAGGGAAGCCCGCGAGGCGGCGGUCGACCGCGAGCUGGCGGGGCCGGCAGAAGAAGAGGGCGCGCAGGCCAGACUCCGGUCCCGGCCUGCGAACGGUCCGGCCCUGGGUGCGCUGCCGUACCUCCGCCUGCGUCACCCCCUUAGUGUUUUAGGAAUUAAUUACCAGCAGUUCCUCCGCCACUAUCUGGAACACUACCCGAUCGCCCCGGGCAGGAUCCAGGAGCUGGAAGAACGCCGCAGGAGGUUUGUGGAAGCCUGCAGAGCCCGGGAAGCCGCGUUCGAUGCCGAGUAUCAGCGGAAUCCCCAGAGGAUGGAUUUUGACAUUUUGACGUUUACUAUAGCUCUCACCGCAUCUGAGGUUAUCAAUCCUCUGAUAGAAGAACUCGGUUGUGAUAAGUUUAUCAGUAGGGAAUAGUCUGGCGACGGACCUGCGUGCAGGGGAGCGAGACUUGCGCCGGCCGUGUCGUUGCGUCGUAAGAAGUCCUUGUAUGGGAGAUAAGCCCCAUGCCUCGUCGGGUGGGAAAGGGAGGUUUAUCAGGAAGGGAGACAGAAAAGAUUCAAAGCCUCGUGACUUCUGUGACGUUGGGUUUGCGACUGAUAGAUUCUUGACCCUGCGUGGUGGAAAUAUCUUUGAAAAACUGUUUCCCCAACGUGAAGGAGAGGUUUCAUGCAAUUGAGACCCGGUGUGAAAUAUUGGCCAUAAUAGAGCCGGUGAUGAGGAGAGAAAUGGUCAGAUACUCAUGGUAGCAAGAAGGAGUCACAGCUGAGUUAUCCUGUAGACAGACUGGAAGCCCCCGGAAGAGAACUUGAAAUUGUCAGAAUUUGCGCUCUCCUCGCGUCAGGUUUUAGUCUAAGGCGAUUUUGUGUUUUCUGAGGCAUUUCAAGUGGCAAACAAUGUAACUGUUAUAUAUAUUACGUGAUAAAUUAUGUGUUCAAGAGUUUCUGAA
This is a messenger RNA of Lontra canadensis (Northern American river otter), 1193 nucleotides long. Its product is annotated as EP300-interacting inhibitor of differentiation 2-like. The coding region runs from base 89 to 661 and encodes 190 amino acids. The transcript has a single exon. Lineage: Eukaryota; Metazoa; Chordata; Mammalia; Carnivora; Mustelidae. Gene Ontology annotation, molecular function: transcription corepressor activity. Gene Ontology annotation, biological process: negative regulation of DNA-templated transcription. The record is from RefSeq and is a predicted model, not a curated record. Gene Ontology annotation, cellular component: nucleoplasm.